Molecule: messenger RNA, 1094 nt
Organism: Sinocyclocheilus rhinocerous
Lineage: Eukaryota; Metazoa; Chordata; Actinopteri; Cypriniformes; Cyprinidae
Gene: rnf224
Product: ring finger protein 224
Exons: 3
Coding region: 384-956 (190 amino acids)
Source: RefSeq, a predicted model, not a curated record
UCUCUCCUCCCACAAGCACCAAUGGUUUUUCUUUUUUCAAAAGGGUGGACGUGCAAUUGUGUGUGUGUAACGGCACAGGUCCACAGCGACAGGCAGUACUUAAAUAUUAAAGGCUCUGGGGAAGCACACCAUUGUUUGCCCUCCAUUUCAGAGAGGCAGUUGUGGUUGGUUGGUUGAGAGAGAGCGAGAGAGAGAGAGAGAGAGCGCAAACGGCAACAAAGACGGAGCCCGUGCUGCUGGGAACUGCAAGGACAACGUCAGGGAAAGCAACAGAGGGUGCACUCAAGUGUUAAACUAUCUGACAAAGGAUGUGAAGCAUGGAGAAACCAAGACAGAGUCGGCUGUAAAAUGUUGACAGAAGUUGGACUUUUGGUACAUUAAACAUGGAUGGAACUGCAAGCGUAACGGCAGAACCUCAAGAGACCGACGGCACACAGAAUAGACACAAGGAUGAAGUGGACAGGGUCUCGGAUGAGGAUGGGCCUGUGUCUGAGGCUCCUGUGGAAGGGGACGUGGAGGCUGGAGCACAAAACUCCAGGGACAGCCGCAAACUGGACUGCAUCAUCUGCUACAGUGCGUAUAAUCUGGGAGAGAGACUCCCCCGCAAACUCUACUGUGGUCACACGUUCUGCCAGGCCUGUCUGAAGCGGCUGGACACCCUCAUCAAUGAGCAGAUGUGGAUCCCCUGUCCACAGUGCCGGCAGAACACUCCUCUACCUCGCGGGGGCGCCACUGGUCUAGACCUAGACCUGGCAGCUUUUCUGGGUGUUAAAGCUGAAGUAGAAAACCAGCGAACCUACAGCCAGAAAGCACAGCUGGAGACCAAGCCCUCCUUUAUAAAGCAGCCAAUCACAGAUCAGCCACCCUCAGCAUGGGCCAAUGUGGCAGUGGCAGAGCAUCGCUUCCACAGAAGCCCUUGUUGCAAGCACUGCUUGCUCUGCUGCUGGUGGUGCUAGAUUCACGUACAUUUCGUACAAAAACAUUUGACAGUGGAUAUCCCACUGUCUGGAAACCACAGAUUCCUUUACAGAAUUGCCUGGGACAAUAAAAUACAUUUUAUUUGGAUACUCAGUGGAUCAGUAAUGUCAAAUUCU